Messenger RNA from Erigeron canadensis, 1874 nucleotides. Its product is annotated as probable serine/threonine-protein kinase SIS8. Bases 96 to 1487 code for a protein of 463 amino acids. NCBI's taxonomy places the organism in Eukaryota, Viridiplantae, Streptophyta, Magnoliopsida, Asterales, Asteraceae. The transcript has 12 exons. Gene Ontology annotation, molecular function: ATP binding; protein kinase activity. The record is from RefSeq and is a predicted model, not a curated record. Gene Ontology annotation, biological process: protein phosphorylation.
GGGAGUUCCCUGUGACGACUAAAAAAGGAGAAAACUUUGCGAUUAUUUGCACCAAUACACCAUUUCGUGAUGGAAAUGAACGGCUGAUCGGGGGUAUGUGUGUAUCCACUGAUGCACGUCCAUUUACAAUAAUGAAGCCACAGGCUGCAACCACUUCUAAACAAUCUCUACAGACUUCAAUUGCCUCAAAGAUAUCAAAUUUGGCUUCAAAGGUUAAACUGAAAAUGAAAACUAGAGAGAAAUACCAAGAUCGUGAUGAUGUUUCCGCUUUUGACUGUACAUUUCAAUGUAAAGAAAGAAGAACCCCCACGGGGAACAUUGGGCCAUAUCCAUUUGGAGUAUUUAUUUCCACAGAGCCAGAGGAGCGUCACAAUUCAAAAGCAGAGGCAGGGAUGGAUAAAAUGAGAAUUCUGUUGCCAUGGAAAAGAAAAGAGCCUGUAAUUGCUCAAUACGGCCGUUCUGGUUGGUAUCAGAUGAAUAUCAAUCAAGAACAUGAGCCCGGUGGUCCACAAUCUAGUAUUGAGGACUCAGGGUUGUUGUUUUCUUCCAAACAUGUCAGUAAUUCAGGUAUCACAGGUAGUAGUGGAAUGAGUAUGAAAAGUAAUUGCAUUAUCAAAGAUGAAAUGGAGACAAAAAGUGUAGAUUAUAAGAUCUUCUGGGAAGACUUGAUAUAUAUAAAACAGAUUGGACAAGGUUCUUAUGGGGCUGUAUAUCACGCACUGUGGCAUGGAUCAGAUGUUGCUGUCAAAGUAUUUGUGGGUCAGGACUUUGCAGAUGAUAUGAUACUAGCGUUUAAACAGGAGGUAUCUCUCAUGAAAAGACUUUAUCAUCCAAAUAUUUUGCUCUUCAUGGGGGCUGUAACUUCACCUCAGCAUCUAUGCAUAGUAACUGAAUUCCUUCCCCGGGGAAGUUUGUUUCAGAUUCUUCAUAAAAAUACAACCCGGUUAGAUAGGAGGCGACGUCUUUAUAUGGCCAUGGAUAUUGCACGUGGUAUGAAUUAUCUUCAUCAUUGCAAUCCGCCCAUUGUUCACCGUGAUUUGAAGUCUCCAAAUCUUCUUGUAAACAAGAACUGGACUGUGAAGGUUGGUGAUUUCGGUCUCUCCCGUAUUAAGGAUCAAACAUACCUGAAAACAAAUUUGGGGAAAGGAACGCCACAAUGGAUGGCUCCAGAACUUCUUCGUAAUGAGAAAGCAGAUGAAAAGUCGGAUGUAUACAGCUAUGGAGUGGUAUUGUGGGAAAUUAUCACAGAGAAGAUCCCUUGGGAUGAUCUCGACCCAAUGCAGGUUAUUGCAGCUGUAGGGUUCAUGAAUCAAAGGCUAGAGAUUCCAAAACAUGUGGAUCCCUUGUGGGUUUCUCUUAUUGAAAGCUGUUGGUGCAGGUUGGUCUCAUUAACUAGAAUUGCACCACAAUCCCGACCAACGUUCCAAGAAAUACUAUAUAAACUCAAAGGUUUGCAAAAGAAGUUUGCGGCUGAGCAUAGAAGAUAAAAAAAAACAUGUGAUCGAACGCUUGGUAGUUGGUUCCUUCCUUCAGUCUUUCAUCAAAAAAAUUUUUUUCAAAGAUUUACUGUUGGAGGAGUGAUGCACCAUUUGCUUGUUCAUACCAAAGGUAAGGGCCACAUAUAUAUCUUCUUAUUUAUUAUUCUUUUUUUUUUUGCGAGACGCUUAAAUCUGGAAACGUUAGAACCGAGGACUAAACUACUAGGUAUUGCUUUGGAGCUUCUAAAAAUCUUAUUUUAUUGAGAAAAAUAUGUUGUAUGCAUUACUCUCUUAUGUGAAUCUUUUGGUUUUUGUCAGUUGUAACUGACUCAAGCCCACCGACAUGUUGUAUGUGAGAAAACGUAGGUCUAAUUAACUAUGCAGAAGAGUUCUUGA